Molecule: messenger RNA, 5900 nt
Organism: Fimicolochytrium jonesii
Lineage: Eukaryota; Fungi; Chytridiomycota; Chytridiomycetes; Spizellomycetales; Powellomycetaceae
Exons: 2
Coding region: 306-5822 (1838 amino acids)
Source: RefSeq, a predicted model, not a curated record
GGCGUUUGGAAAAACUUUCGUCUGCGGCUUCACCACAAAGCCUGAACUCGACGGUUGACAACUUGACCUCACCAUUGCGACAAUUCGUACACCAACUCGCUGACAGCAAGCUCAGAUUGAUAACCCACUUCAGCGUCCGGUAGUCCGUGAUAUCUCUGUAUCGUUUCGCAAGGAGUCGGCAGUGAACGCAGAAACCUUCCUUCAAGCACCGGAAAGACUGCAGAAAAGGCCCCGACCGGCAAUUUCCUUGACCCAUUCCUACUUAUCGACAGCCCCAGCAAGUCGUCAGCCGAUAGUCAGUAUCGAUGCUGCCCGGCGAGGCACCGGCGGGUCCACCGUCGCCAAACAACAGUGAGCAGGCACUGACAGCUCCGUCACUACUCCCAAGGCCAAAGCGAACCAGCAUUCGUUCCGUUUCCUCAAGUUCCCCAGGUUCUCCCAACCUGACAGAAGAGCAUUUGCGGUACGCCGCCCCCGCUGCAGAAGCGAAAGCAAUGUUGCCAGCACAGUCCCCACAAGGCCCCGACGACGCCAAACUGCAACAUGACCUCUGGCAAGCCGCCCUUGCCGCCAAGGCAUAUCAAGCUGAGCUCGACGCCUUGCGGGCAGUCCUGCGUACCCGAGACGCAUCUAUUGAGCAAUUAAACAAGGAGCUCUCAGAAUUCAAAACUUUGAAUAGUGGAGCUGAGGACUAUAUCGCUGGUUUAGAAGCGCAAUUUGAGCGACAGGGCCACAUAACCGAGACGUUGGACCGCUUAGAGAAGGAGCUGGGCGACCCGACGAGCGAGGGAGCUGCUGCCGAAAGCGGCGCCGACGGGGAAAAGACCAAACCGACGCUGACGAUUGAUACCGCCCAUCUCAACGAACCACCAGUGUCCGUCUCUCGCCGUUGGAGUCGAAUGCUUGAAGAGGAGCUCAAAACGGCUGAGCUGCAGUCGCCUGAGGAGGAGGUUGCUGACGAGAACGACGUCGCGCAGAGACUGCCCGACUUUCUGCAACGGAGCAAGGACGGGCGGACGGUCGUGGAGGCAAAGGAACAGGAGAUGGUGGAGUUGAAGGAGCUUUUGGCGGCUGAGAUGGAAAGGAGAAAGCGAUCUCAGGCUGCUUUGAAGCAGGCGCAUGAUGAGCUGGAGAAGGUUGAGAAGGAAGUCGAAGCGCUGCAUCAUGGGUUUAUCGAUGCCCAUUCGAAUCAUCGGGAGUGGAAGGGGCUACAUGACGGUGCGGCCGACCAGAUUCAACGGUUGACUGAGGAAAUCUCAUUGAAAGAGCAAAGCUUAAAGGACUUGAACGCCAGGCUAACCCAUGCAGACCUUGCUCUCACCGAGAAAGACCGUCUCAUUGACAACCUGAAGGCUACCCAUACGUCGGAGCUUGCCGAGCGGACAAAGAAAGCCGAAGAAUUGCAGGACGCUGUACUACAGAAGGACGCCGAGAUCAGCAGCUUGCGCCAGCAAGUUCAACACCACGUCUCCUCGCUUUCGGCAAUUGAAGGGCGAGCUUUGGCUGCUGAGCAAGACCGCGAUCAACACAAGACCGAAGUGGCCUCCACCCGCACGGCUCUGGAGCUUCUGUUCGGUGCCAACAUUGAAGAUAUGGCCUCUGCGGAUGUUUUAAGGAGGAUUGGUGAUCGCCAUGCGGCAGAUCAGUCGUUCGCAAAAGAUGUCGAGGCGAAUAAACUGGCAUUGGAGACUGAGAACCUCACUUUAACCAAACGAUGCAUGAAAAUGGAGGCCGACGUCAACUCUUUGAAGGCCGAACUGGCGGGGGCUCAGAAAAGCCUGGAGGAGGCGAUUGCGGAGCGCGACCGUUCCCACGCCAUGGCCGCUGAGCACGAGGAACGGGUGAGAGCGCUAGACACCGCGCAUCAAGACCGUAUAACCAGCGCCGAGGCAGCACUCCAACGAGCUGUAGAGGCCGAGGCACUCUUCGCGGCCGCUCGCUCGACGCACAAGGCAGAAAUUGAAACCCUCAUGCUCAAACUCAGCGAAAACGAGCGCGAAUUGUCAGACCACUCUUCCCGCGCAGCAGACCAAGUCGCUGACCUCGAAAGGAAGUUCCAAGCCGAACUCAACGCAGCGAUCGCACAAGGGCACGACGCGAAAUCGAGCGCGGAAGAAGCGGAAGUGAAGCAGCGCGAAGAGCUGAAACGCGCCCUGGCCUUGAUCGAGCAGCUGGAAGGUGACAUUGCUGAACUGCACGCCAAGUCCGAGCGGGAUGUCGAAGACGCCGCGAAUAAAUACAAGACGGACCUCGACGCCGCCCGGCUUCGUUUAACGGAAAUUCAGGACCUGGCUUCCGCCCAAGAGGCCGUGCUGCAGGACCGUAUCGCUGCAUUGGAGACGAGUCUUGCGGCAUCAAACAAGGACAUCCAAGCACUUACAGCUGAACGUGCGGCAUUGCAGAAUACACUCCGUGAAAAGGACGUGGAGCUCUCGCACUGGAAGGGCAAACACGAUGAAGCGCAAAUCAUCCACCGCGAGCUGACCGCCCGCGUUAUAGUUGCUGACCAGGUCCCGCAUCUGGAGGCUGACAAUGCUUACCUCAAAGCAAGAGUCAUCGAGCUUGAAAAUGCCACUGCGGACGGGGAGGAGGCUGCCAAGGUGCUUGCCGAUGUCCGUCACCAGCUGGAACUCAAGGAGGGUGAACUCGACGCCUUGCGUGAAGAACUGCUUCUUGUGAAGGCAGCUGGGGAGGAGCACCAAUCAACAAAGCAGCGAUUAGGAGAGCUGGAUCAAGAAUUCCGGGAACGUGAUCAUCACGCAACGGCGUUGAUGGGGCGUUUGAGCGAAAGUGAGGCGCAUCAUCAAUCGGCUUUGGAGAAGUUGCAGGAGGCUGAGGCGCAGAAGGCGGCUGUGGAGGCGCACCUGGCGGAAAUGAAGGCGGUCCUUUUGCAGACGGCGACCGAUCUGCAGGCGCGUAACGCUCAGGUUGAGGGGUUGAAAGCUGAGCAGGAAGUUUUGGUUGCUGAGCUUGCGGAGUUGCAGCGAUUGCAUGGAGAAUGCGGAGUUGAUUUGGAAACGCACAGGGCGGAGGUCGCUAUCCUGAGGGACAAGCAGGAAGCCGCUGAUCAGGCCGUCGCUGAGCUCGCAGAACUACGAAGCAAGUACGCCGACCGGGGAGCUGAGUUGGAGGCGCAUAAAGCUGCGAUCUUAGCUGUGAAGGCUGAGCUUGCAGAGACCGAGCGGAGGCUCGAGGAUCAGACAUCCGAAGUUGAUUUGCACAAGUCCCGCGCGGUGGAACUCGAGAAGAAGCAGAAGGACGCGGACCUAGCCAUCGAUGAGCUAGCAGAACUACGGAGCAAGUACGACGACCGCGAAGCUGAUGUGGAGGCGCAUAAAGCUGCGAUCUUUGCUUUGAAGGCUGAGCUUGCAGAGACCGAGCGGAGACUUGAGGAUCAGGCAUACGAAAUUGAUUUGCACAAGACCCGAGCGAUCGAUCUCGGGAAGAAGCAGAACGAUGUGGAUGGGAUUCUGGCCGAGCUUGCACAGUUGAGGGAAGCGCAUGAACAACGGGCAGCUGAGUUGGACGCACACAAGACUGAACUCGUCGAGUUGAGGGCAAAACAAGAAGCUGCCGACCGCGCCGUCACUGAACUUGCCGAGCUUAAGAUCAUCCACGAACAGCAGAGGUCCGAGCUUGAGUUGCACAAAUCCCGGGCAGUUGGUUUGAAUCAACAACACAGCGAGGCGGCAGGGCUUCUCGCGGAGUUGGGAGCUUUGCGAGAAUCGCAUGAACAACGCGGAGCGGAACAGGACGCACACAAGGCUGAGCUUGUUGCUUUGAGAGCGAAGCAGGAAGCUGAGCUCGCAGAGCUGCAAAACAAACUCGGGGAACAGGGAUCUGACCUUGACUUGCAUAAGUCUAGAGCGACGGACUUGGAGCAAAAGCUGAGAGGCACUGAAUUGAUCCUCGCGGAACUUGCCGAACUGCGCGAAGCACAUCGACGACGCGGAGAAGAGCUGGACGCGCAUAAGUCCGAGAUUGCCGGCCUCAAGACGGAAGUCGAAGCUGCCAAGGGAUCUGCCCUCCAGCAGAAGACGGAAAGGGUCCCGUCGAUCGAUGAGGGUGGUCUGAUCGAGAUGUAUAGAGCCCAAAUUGCGGAGGUGGUUUCCGAGCGCAACACGAUGCAGAUCGAGAUUGAGGACUUGAAGAAGACGAUCGAGGCAAUGCCCACUGCAGAGGCUGUUGACGAAUUGAAGAAAACCAUUGAGACACUGCCUAAGCCUGAGGCUGUUCAAGAGCUGAAGGAGAAUCUGGCGAAGGAAGUAGCCAAUAAGGAAGAGGUGGAGGCUGUCGUGAAGCAACUCAACGAAACAAUCGCAGAGCUCCGCAAAACCGAAGAAGAAUUGCGGACGUCAUUGCAAGCCGCUACUGCUGCCGCCGCUGCCGCGCAGCGGCCAGCAGUGCAAGCACGCAGCAGAAGCACGUUGACAAGGACUCCUCCGCGUCGCCGCGAUUCUCUGGGCACGAUUCCAGAAGCAAUGCGUCCAGAACAACAGCUGAACGGCAUGCAUCAAGGAGACAGCCAAUCCGUACUUGACCUCGUCAAAAGCUCUACCCGCAACGUCGGCACGGGCGAGACUGCCAUCCCCUCCGAAGGCGAACGUCAGGAACUGUUGCGCUUGAUAGAGAUCCUUUCCGUGCACAUCACCGCUGCGGAUCAGCAAUUGGAGGAACAGAAUGCGCAUGUCGCUCACUUGCAAGCGGAACUGAAUCAGCACCGAGCGGAAGGGCAGGGAGACAACGCAGGGACAAAUCGCAACUCCCGCGUCAACAUGCUCGAAAGCCGGGUCGAAAAGCAACUGGAUGAGAUUGCGCAGAUGGAAUACGAGGUCGUUAAAGCUAGAAGCCAAUGCAACGCAGCCGAGUCUCGCGUGAUGGAACUGGAAAAGACAGUGGCAGAUUUUAAGAGGCGUGUGCAGGAACUCAAGGCGUCGAAACGGCUGCGGAACCGAAAGUCCGGACCCAUCACGCUGACGUCGAAGGAGAUGUCGGAUUUCAUGCCAACGUUGAUGUACGAGGAUCUGAUGCACAGCCAAAAUAAGCAGCCGAAACCACUACCCAGACCACCCUCGAGCGUGACGCAGUCAGAGCUUGGAAAGAAGGGAAGCACGGAAUCUGUGCGGCAGCCUCCUCUGCCCGCUGCCCCGUCAAGCGUGUACAGAAUACCGGCGAACAGCCCGCCGAACGGGGAACUGCAGCCGUUCUCUUCCACCUUGGCCAUCCCGCACGUUAAUGUCUCGGAUUCGAAUCUGUCGAAUAUUUCGCGGCAUCAGAGCGUGGACAAUCUGCAAAGCCGCGAUCAGUCAUAUGGGGCUCGCACUGGUGCAUUGCUGCCUCCAGCGGACAAUCUGCACCCCAACGGCGAGCCAAUAAGCCGCGUACCAAGCGACGACGGUCGGUCGGGACGAAGCCGCUUCACCCGGUCUCUUUUCCGGUCGAGAUCCAAAGUCGGGCGGUCUGUAUCGCGGGAUCCGAAUGGAGUGGAACCUGCCAGAUCGACCGCUGGCGCGGAACCUGUGCGAGAGGCUGCUCCAGCUGCGCCGACCCAGCAGUACCGACCAGAAUCGGCGGGCAACGGCAACGGGCUCAUGUGGCAUCACAAAAAUACCAGCGCACAGACGUUGUCGUCCCCGUCGACCGCUAGUCUCGCCGCAUCGUCAACGCAUACUCUAUCGGAGCAUAGACGACAGAGUCACUAUGAUUCCCGACCUCCUGUGACGAUGAUGCCUGAAAAGGUGAAUAAGAAGAAGAAAUCGGGAUUACUCUGGUGGACUCGGAAGCCUACGUGCAAGGUUGAGUUUCACGAUAGCAGAUACUGAUUCAAUCAAAAUUUGGAUAUAACAAAAAGAUUCACAAAACAUCGUAAUCUAAACUUGGGUAACUUCGGAAGAGGCCAG